AUGUCGCGCAAGAAUUCGUACGAGGAAAAGUCUGAGCGUCGGAAUCGACGCGCGUCGGGCAGCAAGGUUGAAAAACGCGGUCCACCACCACUUCCCGAGCGAACACCGGCUUCGUACUUUCUGGACGGUACAAAAGUGGUCCACACUCCAUCUCGACGAUACUCGGCGCGGGAUGAACCGAACUACCUCGAGCCCGAUUCUCUCGACGAGUCGUUUGCUGCCGCCAACAUUUUGGAGCGUUCUGCUGCAUCUGCCGAGUCGCUGGCCGAUGCUACUUUUGUUGUGCAAGAAGAGCGAUCUCCUUCGCACAUGCUCAAUUUACCCCAUGUCGGGUACAAGAAACCACUUCGCCGCGAAUCGCGACGCGGCCGACGAUUUGGAGACGAGGAUGAAAAUCCCAACUUUUUGGAUCGCACCCGUUCCACAAUGGCCGACGCUUCGAUGCUUGGAAUGACCUCCAUCAACGCGUCAUCAAAUGGCUACUCUGGCGUCGACGAGGAGGAGGAGAGCGGCGACGAUUUUGUCCCUUUGGAAGAUUGGGAAUAUGAGGCGUUGGACGAAGCUGCAAAGCAAGUGUACCGUAGAAAGUACUUUGCUUUUAUGCACCGUUCCGUCGCUUCUUCCCUUCCCCUGUCUGAGCAGGGCAAGAGAAAUGCCGAUUUUGCGACGAUCUUCUACGGGCCAAGGGCGAAAAAGGCUGGCGACAGCGAGAAGGAAGUUGCUCGAUAUCGGAGCCUGACAAGCGGACGAACUGGACCCUUCCACUUUCGUCCCGUGUCCAACCGAUUUUGCAGGACCACCCAUGGCUAUUUGAUGGUUCCUGACAACCUCGAGCAGAUGUACCCUGAUCCCCUCGAGCGAGCGUUCGCCCUCGCCGAGGAAAUCUAUAAAAAUAAAAAUGAUGAAAUGGGCGCAAUGUUAGCCGAGAUCAAUUGCGGCGCCUAUGGAGUCAUCAUUGAAACUCCAACGUGGGUAGUCCCCGUCAAAGACAUCGAAGCGGGUUUGGCCGAUAUCAAAAACACUCCCCGACAAAACCAGUACGAGCAUUACGAUGAGCGACCGUCAUACGACCAGCUCCGACGAUGCCGACGACGAAUCGCCUUCGACGAUUGGCGCCAAUAA
Molecule: messenger RNA, 1122 nt
Organism: Oikopleura dioica
Lineage: Eukaryota; Metazoa; Chordata; Appendicularia; Copelata; Oikopleuridae
Source: the annotation of a GenBank genome assembly